GCGAGGCGAUCAAAGCAGCGAGGGAGGAAGAACAGCCAAAAUGGCAUAAUAAAGGGAGGCACGCACGCACGCCCGACCUCCGAAUUCUCUCUCUCCUCCAUUUUUGUGAGUUUUUUUUUGUUGUUUUUUUUUUUUUGGUCUCGCGAAAUCCAAAGACCCAAGAACAACCAAAAAGGCCAAUCCUUUUCUCCUCCUCCUCCUCCAUCUCCAUCUCCUCUUCGAGUCCUCGUCGUCGUGGUGGUCGUCGGAGGUGGUAUUCUUGAUUUGAUUCGAGGAGGCGGGGGGGGGGGGGGAGAUGAAAUCGCCAUUGCGGAAGUUCAGGGGAUUCGGUCUCCACAGCCACAGGGAGAGGAAGGACCACCGCCCGCCGCCGGCCAAGCUCGACGAGCUCGCCGACGCCGCCCAGGAAAUGGAGGAAAUGAGGAAUUGUUAUGACAGCUUGCUUUCAGCUGCAGCUGCAACAAUGAACAGUGUAUAUGAGUUUGCAGAAGCUAUGGAGGAAAUGGGAACUUGCUUACUUGAGAAAACUGCAUUGAAUUAUGAUGAUGAUGACAGUGGCAGAGUUCUGAUGAUGCUAGGAAAGGCCCAAUUCGAACUGCAGAAGUUUGUUGAUAACUAUCGUACAAAUAUCAUAAAUACCAUCACAAACCCAUCAGAGUCACUUCUCAAAGAGCUACAAGUUGUAGAGGAAAUGAAGGAACUCUGUGAUCAUAAAAGACAGGAAUAUGAAGCCAUGCGAGCAGCCUAUAGAGAGAAAGGACGGUCAAGGCAUUCCAAAACCGAAACAUUAUCCUCGGAACAGCUGCAAGCUUAUUUUCUUGACUAUCAAGAGGAUGCAGCAUUGUUUAUAUUCCGAUUGAAAUCAUUGAAGCAAGGUCAAUUCCGUAGUAUUUUAACACAGGCUGCUCGCCACCAUUCUGCUCAGUUGAGUUUUUUCAGGCGAGGGUUGAAGUAUCUAGAGGCUCUGGAACCUCAUGUAAAAGCAGUUGCUGAGAAACAGCACAUUGAAUACCCUUUAAAUGGACUAGAUGACGACACAGAUAAUGAUGAGUACAGCUCUUACCAGGGCAAUCAAAGUGAUGACAGUGAGUUAAGUUUUGACUAUGAGAUAAAUGACAGGGAUAAGGACUUCCCCGCUUCCAGAAGUUCAAUGGAUUUGGAUCAGUCUAAUCAGGCAUGUUCCCCAGAACCUCUGAAGGAACACAAGCAGGAAUAUACCGAACAAAUACAGGCAGAUUUUGCAGCUCCUCGAGUGAAGCUUGAGAUUGGUACCCAAUCAGCGCCAAUUUCUGCUGACAAUGUGUUUGAUCCAUCUACAAGGUUUCGGAAAAUGAAUACGUCAAACAGAACAAAUUAUUCGUACAAACUCCCGACACCAGAUGAUGACAAGAACUCCACUUCAGCACACACCAAUAGAUCUCCUCAUUCAGAUCAACCAGAAAGUAAAUCUCACGUAGCAGAAAAUUUAUGGCAUUCCUCUCCACUGGUCAAAGGUUUUAAACCAAACUCCAUGUUUAGUGGACCUGUUAAGAUGCCAUCAAGUACUGAAGGGAUAUCAGCGCCACUUGUUUAUCCCUACGCUACUUCAGAUUUUAAGAAAAUGAAGAGGGAAGCAUUUUCCGGUCCAAUUCCAAGCAAAGCAGGAUUGAACAAGCCCUUGUUUUCUGCUACUGAUCUCAGAGCACCAAUGAACUAUCCUCGUGCAAUGUCAACAAAAUCAUAUGGCCCAGGCUGGCAGUCAUCCGUGGCUCCAAAAUUUACCCCUAGGAUCACUUCACUCCCAACUACAUCACCGAGAAUAAGUGAGCUACAUGAACUGCCUAGGCCUCCAGCAAAUGUAGGUGCUGCCCGUCCUGGUUUGGUUGGAUAUUCUGGCCCUCUGGUAUCAAGGCGGCAGGUGCCUAAUGUACCGACCCGCGCCUCACCACCAUCACAAACAGCAUCACCUCUUCCACGGCCACCUGCUGCCAUGACCCGCAGUUAUUCUAUACCUUCAAAUAGCCAAAGAACACCCAUUCUUACCGUGAAUAAGUUGUUGGAAGCUAGGCAUAGCAGAGAGAGUAGUGAAGUUUCCUCUCCCCCAUUAACACCUAUAUCUUUGGCUGAUGUUUCCCGCAGAUCAACAGCAGAAACAGCUCUUGAAAAAACAAGGAUGAUGGAAACCUUGUGAAAACUUGCAUGGCCAAACUUCAGUCAUCAUAGGCAAUUUUGUAUGUAAUUAUUUGUGCAUUCUAGAUUGCCCUCUGUAAAUUUAUGUUUCUUGCGAAGGAAAAAGUUGAAAUAAAGGCGCACUGGUUGGAAGAUUUUUGUUUCUUUGGCCGGCUUUUCUGACAACCUUAUGGAUUUAGUGAAUCUGACUACUAUUAGUUUACCAUCACUCACUCAAUAUUCUGAUUUUUUUGGGGGGAUUGCUGAUGUGAACUAUAUUGGCGCUGUAAAUACAUUAUUACCUUUACCAUUUUCUUUGUUUGAAACAAAAACAUGUGUUUCUCCUAUGUAUUUCCAGGACCAAAAGAACGAUGUCGAAAUUGUAUAUAUUGAGUUUGAGCUGUGCUAAUAUAUGAUUUGUGUAAAAUGCUCUCCAAAUAUUGAAGUGCAUAAUGUUCAAGGCAAGAUAUGCUAA
This is a messenger RNA of Oryza sativa Japonica Group (Japanese rice), 2623 nucleotides long. RefSeq lists its product as uncharacterized. Lineage: Eukaryota; Viridiplantae; Streptophyta; Magnoliopsida; Poales; Poaceae. Gene Ontology annotation, cellular component: cytoplasm. Gene Ontology annotation, molecular function: protein binding. The record is from RefSeq and is a predicted model, not a curated record.